Messenger RNA from Penicillium oxalicum, 651 nucleotides. Its product is annotated as putative RNA binding protein Pym. The record is from RefSeq and is a predicted model, not a curated record. NCBI's taxonomy places the organism in Eukaryota, Fungi, Ascomycota, Eurotiomycetes, Eurotiales, Aspergillaceae. Gene Ontology annotation, cellular component: cytoplasm; exon-exon junction complex. Bases 1 to 651 code for a protein of 216 amino acids. The transcript has a single exon. Gene Ontology annotation, biological process: exon-exon junction complex disassembly. Gene Ontology annotation, molecular function: RNA binding.
AUGUCUUCCUCCAAUGAUGUUUCCUCCGCCGGCAUUACCACGGACGCUAAGACCGGCGAACGAUACAUCCCUUCCUCAGUCCGGCCCGAUGGCUCCAAGCGUCGCGAAAUUCGUGUCCGACCAGGCUACAAGCCCCCAGAGGACGUCGAGCUCUACCGCAACCGUGCCGCGGCUGCAUGGAAAAAUCGCAGCAGAGGUGGGGUUCCCGGAGCGGAAACUAUGAGCAGCGAAGACGACAAGAGCGCCGGCGCCACCACCACCGCCCAAUCCGCCAACACAGCGGCGAGUAACAAGAAUGCCAAGCGUCGCGAGGCCAGACGCAAGGCAAAAGAAACCGAGGGACCAGAGGCUAUAACAGAGAAGAAGGGCGUCGACUCGGAUAAUUGGCGUGUGCCGGCCGUGAAGAAAGAUGCGGAACCAGCAGCGCCACCUGUUGACGAAGAAGCCGAGAAGGAGAAGAAGGCCCGCAAUUUGAAGAAGAAGCUGCGUCAGGCUCGCGAUUUGCGCGACAAGAAGAACGAAGGCGAGGCUCUUCUACCGGAACAGCUGGACAAGCUCAUCAAGAUCCCGGAGCUGAUUCGACAAUUGGAUGCGCUGGGGUUCGAUUCCAACGGCGAGAAGAAGGACGGGGCCAACCCGGAGAAUGCCUGA